This is a messenger RNA of Truncatella angustata, 1829 nucleotides long. RefSeq names its product glycoside hydrolase. NCBI's taxonomy places the organism in Eukaryota, Fungi, Ascomycota, Sordariomycetes, Amphisphaeriales, Sporocadaceae. Gene Ontology annotation, molecular function: mannan endo-1,6-alpha-mannosidase activity. The transcript has 3 exons. The coding region runs from base 335 to 1702 and encodes 455 amino acids. The record is from RefSeq and is a predicted model, not a curated record. Gene Ontology annotation, biological process: fungal-type cell wall biogenesis; carbohydrate catabolic process.
UAACUCUUUUACCUAGCCUCUGACGAACUUUCACUUUCGUUCGUUCCAUUCUUUCGUUUCACUAUAGACAAGUCACUCGUUGACGAGGGCAAUCGUUUCACCAUAAUCGAUUAUUCAUUUUGGUCCUAUCACACCGAAUACGAACAUUCAUUCUUGCAUACCUUCCAGUGUAUUGGUUUCAGUCAUUACGAUCUUUUUAGACACCAUCACUUUCUGGAUACCUUGACUGGUAUUAAAUCACGUUCUUGUACCAACUUAACCACACUUUUCUCGUUUAACAGGACUGGCCCGACUGCCAUACGACACGGGCUCGAUCUUUAACACAAAGCACAAUAUGUUCGUCAAAUCAGUUCAUACCGCCGCCACACUGGCAGGGGCAUUUGCCGCUCCCAAGGAUCUUGACAUUACUGAUUCAACGUCGAUCCGAAAUGUAGCGAGUACUAUUGCCCAUGGAACAAUGACACUUUACACCGGCAACAUUACGAAUACCGAAGACACACUUGCAAUAUGGCCUGCGCCGGUUUACUGGUGGGAGUCAGGUGCGGCUUGGGGAGCUAUGCUAGAUUAUUAUCAUUAUACUGGGGACGCCACCUAUAACGAUGUAAUUACACAAGCAAUAACUUCUCAGGUGGGCCCAAACUACGACCUGAUGGUGCCCAAACAUGAAGGUGAUGAAGGCAACGACGAUCAAGCAUUCUGGUCUUUCACGAUUCUCGAAGCCGCUGAGCGCAACUUCCCUCAGCCGGACGAUAGUCUUCCCUCAUGGUUGGACAUCGCAGUCAACGCCUGGAAUACUAUGAUCGUGCGAUGGGAUACCCAAUACUGUGGCGGCGGACUCUUCUGGCAGAUAUUUGCUAGCAACGCCAACGGCAUGCACUACAAGAACUCGGUCAGCAACGGUGGUCUCUUUCAACUGUCUGCCAGACUCGCCCGUGCCACGGGAAAUGAUACGUACUUGGAGUGGGCACAAAAGGUUUGGGAUUGGUCGGAGACUGUCGGGUUCGUCAAAGACUAUUAUGGCAAUGGGGCUCUCGAUGUGUUGGACGGCGCCGAUAUCUCGGACAACUGUGAAAAAACCAACAAUGUUUCCUUUUCCUACUCGCAAGGUAUCUACUUGUACGGGGCCGCAGUUCUCUAUAACUACACAGAUGGCAGUCAGACAUGGGGCGACCGAGUCAACCGGCUUCUUAAUGGGACCGAAGCUUAUUUCAACCCGUACGACAACGCAACCGACAUAAUGUACGAGCAUGCCUGUGAAGAGUACGACAUCUGCAAAACAGAUAUGCUAAGCUUCAAGGCAUAUAUGUCAAGGUUUUUAUGGGCAACAACGCAGAUGGUUCCGUCAACACUUCCUGCUAUUCAGGCUAAGCUACACAUAAACGCAAAGGCAGCUGGAUCAGCCUGCUCUGGUGGCGAUGACGGAACAACCUGUGGUUUCAAGUGGUACGUUGGAGGCUACGACGGCAACUCUGGUCUCGGACAGCAACUAUGUGCACUUGAGACUAUUCAAGGCCUCUUGGUCCAGGAAGCGACGCCACCGUUCAAGGCAGGAGAAAUCCAGCACGUCAAGGGCGACGCAACGACAGUCUCAAGCCCGUCAACUGCGCCAACUGUCAAACGAACAAACGGCGCUGGAAGGUUCGUUUUGUCGUCUUUGGCUCUCAGCCUGUCCAUCGUCAUCCUUUUGUUAGACAUCAUCUAGGGCUGAUAGCGCCGAGGGUAAACAUGAGGUAAAAGAGGGAUUGUAUAAACCAUGGACACGGCGUUCUGAAGUAUAUUAUUGCGUAGGGGGAGCUGGAAAAAGAAAUAAACUCAGCUGUUCAGAGACA